AUGUAUUGGUCAAGAUCUUUAUUAUUAUACAAAACCUCCUUAUUAAUUAGCCUUUUCACUACGUUUGUAUUAUCAUGUUCUCCAGAAGUCAAUAAUGGGGAUGUUUUUUCAAUAAAUCAAUCAAAUACCAAUACUCGAUUGCAACUAAAUCCUCGUGAUGCAAACCCGGGUACUACUAUCUAUACAGUAAAUUCUAAUAUUAUUAAACCGCUUUCUUAUGAAAUUUUUCUGUUAACACAACCUAUACCUGGUUUUUAUGAGUUUCGACCGUUUGAAGACUUUUACCGAACACUUGUUAUUGAAAUGGAAAACCCAGUUCUUUUUAUGAAUUAUUUUGUAUUAAAUCAUAAUGCUAAUUCAGAUAAUCAAAGAUUUAGUAUCAAUUGUGCUAAAUGUAAUAUCCAAUCAAAUUCUACUGAUUGGGCAAUAUAUCAUACUUCAUGUUCGAUAACGAAUAAAUCAUCUAACCUUUGUAUGAACAGUGAAGGUCCUAAUAAUACUUUGGCGCGUUCUAGUUGUGAAUAUGCGACAAAAUGGGAUCUUUGGGGGAGAGCAUCAAUUGAUUCUGCAUGUUCGAGUUCAACUGGUUCUGCAUGUUCGUGUCCAACUGAUUCUGCAGUUUUGAGUCCAACUGAUUCUGCAGGUGGAUUUGUAGCAACAGUUCUUGGAUCUAUCUUUGGAACAGGUCUUAUUACUCUCGCGACCAGUUAUUGGUUUAUCCAACGUAAAAGAAUUUAUCCUGGUCAUGCAUUAAAUACAUAG
This is a messenger RNA of Rhizophagus irregularis DAOM 181602=DAOM 197198, 762 nucleotides long. NCBI's taxonomy places the organism in Eukaryota, Fungi, Glomeromycota, Glomeromycetes, Glomerales, Glomeraceae. The record is from RefSeq and is a predicted model, not a curated record.